CCAUUUUCAUCAUAUUAUUCAAUGUGCUGUUUGUUUUUAACUCUCAGACAUUUGAACAAAUAUUACAGUGAAGUUUGAACUUUCUUUCAAUAUCAGUCAGAGUCAGGGCCUUUCAACUUCCAUGAACUUUGUUGAAAGUGUUACAGAGCCAGUUGGCAGUGCUAUAAAACAUUCCUGUUUCAUGUUAUUCUAUCAAUCGGAAGGUGGUAGCAGUAAUGCACCAAGAAAUGUAGCAAUGUGCCAGCAAAGGCAAGGAAGAAGAAGACCCCAAACUAGUAAACUUGGAUGUAAAAUUGACUUUGCAAAUUGGGUUUUUUGAUGAAAUAAAUGCAUUCCACACAUUUGUCAGGACUAAAGGAUACACAGAAUGAGUUUUGGUGAGUAACACUGAAAGUCAACAUCAUUUGCUUAUCACACAACCUUAAAGUCAAGGUUUUUUUAAAGUCAGGUAGGACUCUUAGACCAUAGUUUGUCUUUUCAGCCACACAAGUGUAUAACUCUGUCAGAUAUUCUUGUUACAGCUCUUUGCUGCAGAUGAAUUUGCACCUGCACUUUAUCUUUAUCAGUCCCUCACAUCAGUCUGUAUUAUCACACUGAGAACACACUCUGCCUGAAAAAAACAAACAGCUGUUCAAAGUUCAAAUGAAAAAAAAACACGAUUACAUUUUUAAAAAUUUUCCCAUGUUUCGAAAGCUUUGUUGGUACUGGACAAAUAAGGAGUUUGGAAGAAGCGGCCACAGCAGUCUCAGCUGAACUUCUCUAUAAAAGGACAUUUAGCAUCAGCUGUUGAAACAUUCGCUCUUGCAGAGAGUCCAUCAUGAAGACUCUGGUGUUCUUGCUCUUGGUGACUUUGGCCAACGCUAGAGUCUAUCAGAAAUGUGAAUGGGCCCGAGUGCUGAAGAGCAAUGGCAUGGACGGUCACCACGGCAUCAGCCUGGCAAACUGGGUUUGUCUGACCGAGCAUGAGUCAAGGUUCAACACCCGAGUCACCAACCGCAACAGAGACGGAUCCACUGACUAUGGCAUCUUCCAGAUCAACAGCCGCUACUGGUGUGACGACGGCAACACCCCCCGCGCAUCAAAUGGCUGCGGCAUCAGAUGCAGUGCACUUCUGACAGAUGAUGUACGCACGGCGAUCACUUGUGCCAAACGUGUCGUUAAGGACCCCAACGGCAUUACAGCCUGGGUGGCCUGGAGCAGACACUGCCAGAACCGCGACCUACGCUCAUAUUUGUCAGAAUGUCGUCUUUAAUCAACACAUCGAACCAACAACAACAGUAAAGAGAAAUGUGGUGAUUUCAACCUGUGUCUCUUGUAACUCUGCUCUGAUGUAAAAACCAGAUUAAAAUGUUGGUUUCCACCAA
Molecule: messenger RNA, 1364 nt
Organism: Thunnus maccoyii (southern bluefin tuna)
Lineage: Eukaryota; Metazoa; Chordata; Actinopteri; Scombriformes; Scombridae
Gene: lyz
Product: lysozyme
Exons: 4
Coding region: 818-1252 (144 amino acids)
Molecular function (GO): lysozyme activity
Source: RefSeq, a predicted model, not a curated record